AUGAGGUCUCUCUCGACGGUUGUUAGCUCCGUCGCCAUUCUCCUGACCUCAGUCAGCGCUUUUCCUACGGGCAAUAUUCCUCGUCAAACCGACAGCUGCUUCAUCCGCUUGAAGAACGGCGAUGGUGAUGCGUCCGUCGGGGCCAGUAUUCCAGUGGAUGCACUCUUUUCAACCGACGAUAACCGCCAAAUCAAUGCUGGUGUAAACGCACAAGCCGUUACUCCCGGCUGUGUCUGCCAGGCCUUCAGUGAUGCUGCCGGGACACUCAAGCUUGGCGGUAUCUUCGAUGACCAGACGCUGGUUAGCUUUACCGAUGCUUCCAGCGGAGAGGUCGACUCUCAGAUUGACCAGGCUGUCCCCAUCGGCUCCUUCUGCUGUGUUUUAGCUCCCAACACUGUGCCCACUUGCUCCAGUAUUGGCACUCCUUCUCCUCCGCCUCCCACCGACGCUGUUCGUGUUCAGAUCAACUCAGUGGAUGAUUCAGCGGUGCAGAUUCAAGUUCCUGCGGAUGGCUCGCCUUUUGCAGUCUCUUUCGGCUUGGCCAACGCGGUGGAGAUUGUUGACGUCGAGAGCUCGAACAAGGCCACCUGCCAAGCGUUUUCUGACGUUGCCGGCACCGUCGCGGUUGGAAACCCCUUUGGCACCGACCUCUUGUCUCUGAACGGCGGAGCGGCUGUCGACAUCCUCUCUUUCCGCUGCAAGUCGACAUACUAA
This is a messenger RNA of Trichoderma citrinoviride, 714 nucleotides long. RefSeq lists its product as hypothetical. The transcript has a single exon. The record is from RefSeq and is a predicted model, not a curated record. Lineage: Eukaryota; Fungi; Ascomycota; Sordariomycetes; Hypocreales; Hypocreaceae. The coding region runs from base 1 to 714 and encodes 237 amino acids.